AACACUGCUUCCUCAUUCAUACGAGAGGCGGGGCAAUAUUCAUAUUCAACAAUCUUCUGCUCUGCAGCUCAGUUGGAGACGAGACGCUUGAUAACAUGGAUGAAGAUACUGGGGGCCCUUCUCCUUAACAAAGACAUACCGAGACACGAAGAGAGAGACAACCAAGAAAGAACCGAUCCGAGCAUGGAGAGUUUUAAUGGAUCAAGUCCUCACAAUGUGAGCCUUGGUGAUGUGGUCAACACCACCCCUACCCUGGAACCCUACAGCACCCUGGAGAAGACCCUGAUCAUCCUGGUGGCUGGCUCCCUCAGUCUUGUCACCAUCAUCGGAAACAUUCUGGUCAUGCUCUCGAUAAAGGUCAACAGAAACCUACAGACUGUCAACAACUACUUCCUGUUCAGCCUGGCCUGUGCGGAUCUUAUCAUUGGCCUGUGCUCCAUGAACCUGUACACUGUGUAUGUCGUGAUUGGUUACUGGCCCUUGGGUGCCAUAGUGUGUGAUCUGUGGUUGGCUGUGGACUACGUCGUGAGCAAUGCCUCGGUCAUGAACCUCCUCAUCAUCAGCUUUGACCGCUAUUUCUGCGUCACCAAACCACUCAGCUACCCUGUGCGUCGCAGCACUAAGAUGGCAGGCUUGAUGAUUGCCGCCGCUUGGGUCCUGUCCUUCGUCCUCUGGGCACCGGCCAUUUUGUUUUGGCAGUUCAUUGUUGGCGGGCGCACAGUGCCGCAGGGGGAGUGCUACAUCCAGUUCUUCUCAAACGCCGCUGUGACCUUUGGCACGGCCAUCGCCGCCUUCUACCUGCCUGUGGUCAUCAUGAUCGCCCUCUACUGGCGGAUCUCCAAGGCUAGCCGCAGCCGUGUCAAGAGGAGCAGCAGGAAGACCUCCAAAGCCAGCCUAGGCGAGGUUCCUUCUCAGAGCCAGGAGGAAGGGGAGGGGGGCCGGCACAAUGAUUGCCAGAGCAGGACUGCUAGACUGAGUGUGUCCCAUCCACUAAAUGGGAGGUUGGAAAAGAACAGUUCAUACGCAGAGAGGAAAUUGGUCGGAGGUGGUCCUGCACAGCAGGAACCGGAAGAGGAGUGGACGGCUCCUAGUGAACUAUCAGAGAAUAGGCAGGAAAGUGAGAGGUCAAGCCAAAGGCCAAAGACAUCAAAAGGAGGGACCAAAGGAUUGGGUGCCAAACUACCCUGUUUCAAAAGUCAGACCAGGAGUCGGUCCAAACCCUUUCCGGAACCCAGCCCAGUGGCUGAAAAGCAGAACCUGUUUUCAAGAAGUCUGUUUAAGGUUGCCAAAUGUAGCUUGGAGGUAAAGUCCACCAAGAGGUGCACUUCCUCCCGGGAGAGGAAGGUGACGCGGACCAUCAUGGCCAUUCUGGUGGUGUUCGUGGCCACCUGGACCCCGUACAACGUCAUGGUCCUCAUCAACACCUUCUGCUCCACCUGCAUCCCCAAUUCGCUGUGGACAAUCGGCUACUGGCUGUGCUACAUCAACAGCACCAUCAACCCAGCCUGCUACGCCCUGUGCAACACCACCUUCAAGAACACCUUCAAGCACCUGCUUAUCUGCCAGUACAAGAACCUUAGCUCAGCUCGAUGAAGGGGGCAGGUGGGCUCAUGGCAGAAUUCAUGCAGAUCAAUGUUGGUACUAUAGGCAAGCUGAACGUUAUCAUACUAAAUUAUGACCGAAGGGUUCUCUUAAAGUGGAUAUGUCUUUGUGUCUCCAUACACUUUUUAAAUUUGAAUCGCAGUGAUCAGUUAAAAAAACAAGUUCAGAUAAUUAUAACAUAUCCAAUAUAUAAGACGUUGGAAUGGAAAUUCAGAGCGAUAUAAGAUUGUGUGCUAUACAAGACAAUCAGACGGCAUAAUAUUCAUGUGAAAGGUUGUUUACGUUUUUGUGUGCGUGUUUGGGCAUGUGAACAGGUUUGUAACCUGCCUGGUUCCAUGUGGUUGGAUGCGUUGGUUUUGUGUGAAGUGUCAACAUGUUUCCUCCACCAUGUUACUGUCAAUGUGUCAAAGCAUCUCAUAUUCAUCUCAACCCAUGUAUUAAUUGUUCCCAGUAUAAAACAACAUGAUAAAAACCUUA
Gadus macrocephalus (Pacific cod) is the source of this 2079-nucleotide messenger RNA. RefSeq names its product muscarinic acetylcholine receptor M2-like. The coding region runs from base 100 to 1593 and encodes 497 amino acids. Gene Ontology annotation, cellular component: plasma membrane. Gene Ontology annotation, biological process: adenylate cyclase-activating adrenergic receptor signaling pathway. The record is from RefSeq and is a predicted model, not a curated record. NCBI's taxonomy places the organism in Eukaryota, Metazoa, Chordata, Actinopteri, Gadiformes, Gadidae. Gene Ontology annotation, molecular function: G protein-coupled acetylcholine receptor activity. The transcript is spliced from 4 exons.